AUGUCUUCAACCGAUUACAAGUUUGAGGGGUGGUUGGGCCUCGACAAGUCCGCGGCCGAAGGGAACAUGAAAUGGGCCGAGUUCGAACCCAAGCCGUGGGAGGAGACCGACGUUGACAUCAAGAUCACACACUGCGGAAUUUGCGGUAGUGAUAUCCACACUCUGCGAAGUGGCUGGGGCCCAACCAAGUACCCCUGCUGUGUCGGGCAUGAGAUCGUCGGCACCAUCGUGCGUGUUGGCUCCAAGGUGGAGGGCGGCCUGAAGCUCGGUGACCGCGUUGGUGUUGGUGCACAAAGCGAUUCGUGCCAGGGCCGCAAGGGCGACUGCGAAGCCUGCGCGUCAGGAAUGGAGAACUACUGCGGUGUUCACCACGUCGGCACCUACAACGGCGUCUACCUCAACGGCGGGAAGUCCUACGGCGGGUAUGCUCUCUACAACCGGGCCCCCUCGCGUUUCGUCGUCAAGAUUCCGGACGCCAUCAGCUCAGCCGACGCGGCACCGAUGCUCUGUGGUGGUGUGACUACGUAUGCGCCCCUGAAGCACCACGGCGCGGGGCCCGGAAAGACGGUCGGCAUCAUCGGCCUGGGUGGUCUGGGCCACUUUGGCGUCAUGUGGGCUAAGGCCCUGAAGGCGGACAAGGUCGUUGUCGUUUCCCGGACGUCGGCUAAGAAGGAGGACGCGCUCAAGAUGGGGGCUGAUGAUUUUAUCGCCACGGCCGAGAACCCUGACUGGGCCAAACAGCACGCCUCGACCCUCGACGUCAUCGUGUGCACUGUAUCGUCGUCCUCGAUGCCCCUGAUGGAAUACCUGUCUUUGCUACGCUUCGAUGGGACGUUCGUCCAGGUUGGAGCCCCCGAGGAUGGCCUGCCGACGAUCCAACAAUUCCCCCUCAUCUUCAAACGCCUGAAGAUCACAGGCUCGUUGAUUGGGUCCCCGGAUGACAUCAGGGAGAUGUUGGCGCUGGCUGUGGAACAGAAGGUCAAGCCCUGGAUUCAGGAGGUUCCGAUGAAGGAAGCCAACAAGGCGAUUGUCGACAUGGAGGCUGGAAAGCCGAGAUACCGCUCCGUCCUGGUCAAUGAGCAGCAGGGAGCAUCGCAGGUUAGAGCGGGAUUGUAAACAGCAACCACGCUCAAUGGUGUGUGUAUAUAUGUACAUAUGACGAUAGGACGAUAGACCGUACAUAAGCACCUCGAGUUGACACCCCCCAAACUCCGGAGAACCUGUCACUCUGUACGUUGGUACACCCAUAACGGAGCCCGAAGGGCGAAGGAGACCUCGGAUUAUAAACCCCUUUUUAUGCUGUAGCAUUACUGCAACCCUUGGGUAUCUUUGCGCAAAAGGGGACACAGCCUAUUUAACUAGGCUCCUGGUAUCUAUGUCGAAUCCCUGCCCAAAA
Messenger RNA from Chaetomium fimeti, 1396 nucleotides. Its product is annotated as chaperonin 10-like protein. NCBI's taxonomy places the organism in Eukaryota, Fungi, Ascomycota, Sordariomycetes, Sordariales, Chaetomiaceae. The coding region runs from base 1 to 1116 and encodes 371 amino acids. The transcript has 2 exons. Gene Ontology annotation, biological process: alcohol metabolic process. The record is from RefSeq and is a predicted model, not a curated record. Gene Ontology annotation, molecular function: alcohol dehydrogenase (NADP+) activity; zinc ion binding.